AUGACGGAGAAAAGAGCUAGACGGCCUGACGAGGCGCAGAGCGAAAAACCUGCCCGAGAGCGACACCGUGUCAAACGCCGCAGAGUCGACGAUGCCGCAGACGAUCAGAAGGAAGCUAUACUGAACACGCCAGAGAAGAGGUCCAAGGAGAAGAGCAAAGAGAAGUCUCCAGGGAAAUCUACAGAGAAGCUGGUAGAGAUAUCUCCGGAGACGAGUACCCCGUCAAAAUCGCUUAAGAAGAAAAAGAGGGAGAAGAAUGCCGCCGCGGAAGCCGAUGCGACGGUUAUCAAAUCAAAUGAUGAGAAAGCAAUUGUGCAACAGAGGGAAUCGAAUGGCUGGCGAAUGUCUCCUACUACCGGAGGCCGUUUCCUAGACCUGGAUCCCGUCUUUUCCAGAGACGAGAACCAUUUGAUUCUAUGUCUUGAGUCUGCCGCCCAAGUCUACUCGAUGUCAACCUCGCAUGCCGUUCGUGCGCUCCAGUCCUGUGAUGGAACCCGUAUUUCUGGCUGUGCGCUAUCUCCAGUUGACGACGAGAUAGCAUAUGUCUCCACCUCGGGGGGUGCAGUCACCGAAUGGAACUGGACGUCCGGACAGACCGAGCGAACUAUGCAGAUUAAAGGAUCAUCUUUGCUAUCUGUUAGGGUUGAGCAAGGAGACUCUCAGACUGAUGAUGACGAUGAAGAAGAGAACACCAAGAAUAUUGUUGUUUUUGCACUAGCAAUGCGAAAUGGGAAGCGUGAAAUAUCGAUCAACCCGUUCAAGAAGUCGGGAAAUCAAGCUGAAAAGGAUGGCCCGGAAAGUCACACUGUUAUUCUGAAGACUUUUACACAGAUCAACGACUUCAGACUUGCUGCGGGAGGCUCGGUGAUUGUCGCUGUAGCGGGAAAUUCCCUCGUCGUUGGCCAGCGGACUAAGGAUGUAGAGGGUGAGCCAGAAUACACAUGGCGUGAGGUACAGCUACCCUUCAAUGCGACCAGCUUCGACAUACGUGAGCCUGAAAAGGAGACUAGCACGAAAAAGGGAAAAAAGAAGCCUGUUGUUAACCUUGCAGUGGGACAAAAUGAAGGAGCUAUCGUUGUGUACAGUGAUCUAUUGAAUACUCUCCAAGGGCUUGAGAAUCGUCGGAUGGCGGAGCCUGGUCUAUCAUCAAUGAAACUCCAUUGGCACCGUGGACCUGUCAAGACCGUUCGAUGGUCCAAAGAUGGAAACUACCUCAUAUCCGGCGGUCUCGAGACGGUCAUGGUCCUAUGGCAGCUUGAUACUGGACGGAAACAAUUUUUGCCCCAUCUGACUUCUGUGAUAUGCAAUAUAGUUGUCUCUCCCAAGGGCAGCAACUACGCAAUCAAACUCCAGGAUAACUCUGUCAUGGUCUUGACCACUGCUGAGCUGAAGCCAACUGCAAGCAUGAACGGGUUGCAGGUGCUCGAUGACUCCAGAGAACGGGGCCGUAAAGUGGCUGGCAGACUUCCAGCGCUCAUCCACCCCCAGCAUAAUAACCAUCUCCUUAUCGCUGCCUCGACGGCAAUGGGACGAGACUCACGCAACUCGUCUUACAUCCAAACGUUCGACAUGCGCUCCAACCAACAAGUCUACCGUCAAGCUUUGGCCCGUACCAACGUAUCUGUCCUCAACAUUGGCCCGCAGGGAACCCACAUAACUACGCCGGACAUCAAGUUUAUUCAGACAUCUCAUGACGGUUCCUGGCUUGCCUCCAUCGAUGAUUGGCGGCAGUACCCAGAUGAUGUUAAGACUCUUUAUUCCGGUAUCGAGCAUCAAAACCGUGAGUCGAAGCGAGAGGUGUGUCUUAAAUUCUGGCACUGGAACGAAUCCGCCGCAGAAUGGGAACUGGUGUCUCGCGUUAACUCACCGCAUACUUCAACCUCUGGCGACGCUCUGGCCAUUCUUGACCUUGCCGUGAAUCCUCAGGAUUAUAUGUUUGCCACUAUAGCUGCGGAUGGACUACUAAAGAUCUGGACACCGGAUAGCAAGAGCGCGAGGAAAAUGAACAGCCGUGGCGGAGGUGCCAACCAAGUAAAGUCCUGGCGAUGCUCGCAUGCUAUUCCACUGGAGGCACCCAACAAACACCCAGCGGCCUCCCUCAGCUUUUCCGAAGACGGUUCUGCUCUGGCCGUAUGCUGGUCCACUGCCUCUCGCGGCGGACUGGUUCACCUUGUCGACCCUGAAGCAGGCUGCAUUCAUCUUUCACGCCAAGGUCUAUACACAGAUCCUGCCCAGGGCUGUGGGUUCCUCGACCGACAUUUAAUCAUUGUCUCCGACUCUGUCUUUGUCUGGGAUACCGUAUCCGACCGAGUGCUCUCCCGCAUCCCUCUGGGAAACAUCAAGGGAAAAGGAAAACUCCAAUCGUCCCUAGCAGUCAAUCCACGCAGCCGGACAUUUGCAACCUAUGUCUCCCGCCCUCCAGAGUACCCCAAUUCAGCCUCGAAAAUAGGGAGGCCAGCAAGCCACCAACUCAGUAUAUUUAAUGUCGAAUCAGAAUCUCCGAUUUUCCAGUCUACAUUAGACAAUGCCCCCAUUGCCUUGUUACCCAACACAAAGACAGGCGAAUACAUACUCAUCGAUUCAUCCGCGUCCAUAUCUCGAGUGACAUCAGGCGCCGCAUCUAUCUUAUCGGAUUCCGCGUUUGAUGAAUCUAGCCUCCCUCUCAAGGGUGGGUUGGAGGACAUCUUUGGUUCAUACCGGAUGCUCUCCAAGGGUCCAGCCGAGAAGCCCUCAGAGGAGCUAGACACGGCUGGUGCAACUAAGAAGAAGAGCCUAGCCGAUGUUUUUGAUGUCGGCCCGUCUUUCGCUCUGCCGAGUGUCGAUGCUCUGUUUAAAAGUGUUGUUGAUGUUUUUGCAAAGGGAUAA
Molecule: messenger RNA, 2865 nt
Organism: Nannizzia gypsea CBS 118893
Lineage: Eukaryota; Fungi; Ascomycota; Eurotiomycetes; Onygenales; Arthrodermataceae
Product: WD repeat-containing protein 75
Exons: 3
Coding region: 1-2865 (954 amino acids)
Biological process (GO): positive regulation of transcription by RNA polymerase I; positive regulation of rRNA processing
Cellular component (GO): nucleolus
Molecular function (GO): protein binding; RNA binding
Source: RefSeq, a predicted model, not a curated record